Molecule: messenger RNA, 1405 nt
Organism: Williopsis jadinii
Lineage: Eukaryota; Fungi; Ascomycota; Saccharomycetes; Phaffomycetales; Wickerhamomycetaceae
Product: type I glyceraldehyde-3-phosphate dehydrogenase
Exons: 1
Coding region: 296-1318 (340 amino acids)
Biological process (GO): glucose metabolic process
Molecular function (GO): NAD binding; oxidoreductase activity, acting on the aldehyde or oxo group of donors, NAD or NADP as acceptor; NADP binding
Source: RefSeq, a predicted model, not a curated record
CGCUCAAGCAUGAGGACGAGUGAUGCGGUUAGUACAACUCUAAAGGGCCAAUUCAGUAACCGGUACAUAUGUACAUUGAGGCAUUUGUCCGGGGAAAUGUUGAGCUUUUUCCCUUGUCAUUUGAUGUCAUCUGUUGUGCCUCUUGUUCCCCCAUGAGGGCCAAAAAAUUCUAGUAUAAAAGGUUGGAGAUAGUCCACUUGUCUUGUUUUAGAAGGGGUCCUCGCUUGGGCUUCUUUUGUUUUUUCGGUGUAGUUUGCUCUGUCCAUCAGCAAGUCAAAUUGAUCAAUUGAAUACAAUGCCAAUCACAGUCGGUAUCAACGGUUUUGGCCGUAUCGGACGUCUUGUCCUUAGAAACAUUCUCACGGACCCAAAGAACGAGAACAUCAACAUGGUUGCCAUCAACAACCCAUCCACUGAUACUGAGUACGCUGCGUACCUGUUCAAGUACGACUCCACACACGGUAAGUUCCCAGGUACCGUGGAGCACGAUGAUGAGGCUCUUAUCAUUAACGGUAAGAGAGUGCUGCUCUACAGAGAGACCGACCCGGUGAACAUUCCUUGGGGUGAGUUGGGAGUUGAUUACGUUAUCGAAUCAACAGGUGUUUUCAAAGAGCUGGAUUCUGCGCAGAAGCACAUCAUUGGCGGUGCUAAGAAGGUUAUCAUUACUGCUCCUUCCAAGACUGCCCCAAUGUUCGUCGUUGGAGUUAACGAGAGCGAGUACAAGCCAGAGAUGACCAUUGUCUCUAACGCUUCUUGUACGACGAACUGUUUGGCUCCUUUGGUCAAAGUCAUUAACGACAAGUUUGAGAUCUUGGAUGCGUUGAUGACAACGGUUCACUCAGCCACUGCCUCUCAAAAGUUGGUUGACGGUACCUCAAGAAAGGACUGGAGAGGUGGUCGUUCUGCCCCAGGUAACAUCAUUCCUUCUUCAACAGGUGCUGCGAAGGCUGUUGCUGCUGUUAUCCCACAACUCAAGGGGAAAAUCACAGGUAUCUCUCUCAGAGUUCCAACGAUAAAUAUCUCCAUCGUGGAUCUUACAGUCCGUGUCAACAAGGCAACGUCAUACGACGAGAUCAAACAAACUAUCAAAGAAGCCGCAGAGGGUAAGCUCAAGGGUGUGUUGGGUUACACUGAUGAAUUCGUUGUGAGUUCAGACUUCACAAGUGACUCAAGAUCAUCCAUCUUUGAUGCAAAGGCUGGUUUGGAGUUGAACCCUCACUUCUUCAAGUUGCUUGCUUGGUACGAUAACGAGUACGGGUACUCUGCAAGAGUUGUUGAUCUUCUUCAACACAUCUCUCAAGUAUCAGCUAACGCUUAACUUCAACGUCAACAUAUUCGGUUAUAGUUUUAAAUCACCAAAUAGCAUGCAUUUAUAACACUUUAGUGAUGUUUCAUUCCAGUGAAU